Ilex paraguariensis (yerba mate) is the source of this 1661-nucleotide messenger RNA. Lineage: Eukaryota; Viridiplantae; Streptophyta; Magnoliopsida; Aquifoliales; Aquifoliaceae. The record is from the annotation of a GenBank genome assembly.
GACUUUUUAGUUUCUAGACCUUUCUCGUCGGGUCGUUCAUCCUAUACCAUCUACUUUCCCCAAGUCUCAGUCCCAACCUUCACUCUCGCAGUGCCGCCGCCGCCACCACCAUAACCAUUCCAUGGCCACUGAAGACACCUCUCGCCACCUCAAAAUCAUAGCCGGAGCCGACUCCUUCGGCUGCGCCCUCAAAGACACCCUUGUUACCCACCUCCGUUCCCUCAACAUCGACGUCGAAGACUUAGGCACCGACAAAUAUUACAUCGCCGGUGAAGAAGUCGGACGCCGUGUCAGCUCCGCCGCUAACACCAACUCCUCCGUCGAGAUCCGAGGCCUUGUGGCCUGCGGCACCGGAGUGGGAGUCGGCAUGUUCGCCAACAAGUUCCCCGGCGUUUACGCCGCCACCUGCCUCACCCCCUCUGAUGCCCUCAAUGCUCGAUCCAUCAGCAACUGCAACGUCCUCGCCGUCUCCGGUAUGUCCACCUCGCCGGACUCCGCCAUCGAAAUUCUCGACACCUGGCUCAACACCCCCUUCAAAUCCCCUUGCCCCGCUUCAGGUUCCAAACCUUGGCCCCCAGAAAUCAACGAUUUCUUGGACAAUUCAAUCCAUGAAAUGUCAAAAAUUGGAGUAGAAAGCAACAAAGAAAAUGACAAGAAUGAAGAGAAUUCUAUUGACCCUUGCUUUCUCUGUUGUUUGGCGAAAAAUAGAGAGUUCACUCCAAUCGAAAUCAUGCCUGGUGGGCAUAUGAAGGUGAUUAGAGAGACACCCACCUCGGCAAUUGUGAGGUUUGAGGCUGGGAGUGUUGAACCGGCGCAUCAUCAUACGUUUGGGCAUGAUUUGGUGGUGUUGAAGGGGAGCAAGAGGGUGUGGAAUUUGAGCAAAGGGAAGAAGUAUGAUCUAGGUGUGGGGGAUUACUUGUUUACUCCUGCUGGGGAUGUUCAUAGAGUGAAGUAUUUUGAAGAAACGGAGUUUUUCAUCAAGUGGGAUGGGCAUUGGGAUUUGCUCUUGGAUGAGGAUCUUGCUACUGCCAAUGCUGCGAUUGAGAAAGAGAUUUGAGUUGUGGGUCCGUGUGAAAUUGCGGGUAUGUUGUGACACAACCUUUAAACUUUCAAAAAACUUGUGGUAUGUAGCCUCAGCUAUGGUGCUUUUCAGUUUGGCUGUGAACUUUUGUAUUAUUUUUGUUAGUUGUGUUUUUAUGCAUGUUUAUAUGUUUCAAUAGAGUUAGUCCUUUGUAUGCAUCAACUUUAAUAUGAAUGAAACUCUGUUCUGUUUAUGUCUAAACAACUUUUCUAUGUUAGAGUUUGCAUCUAACUGAACAAUGAUGUUAAGUAGGGAGAAGUACUUUGUCAUUAGGAACACAAGAUGGGUGAGAAUGAAGUAUUUUUGAAACGAGAUUUGAGAGUUGGAGAGGCUUCUCAGUGAGAGGUAGAUGAUGGAUGCAUUGGGAUGUCUAAUAAAAUUUUUAAUUCUUAGCUGUUAAACUAGAGAUAGAUUGGGAUGUUUUGCUUCUUUUGUUCUAUUUAGCGAGCAAAUUUCCCCAAAAUUAGUGCAGUUGUCUCUAAUUGUUAUCUCUUCUUUGUUGAACUUUGGCGGAGGACUUAACCAUUGGAUUGUUUUGUAUUGUACGCAAAUUAUUAUUUUGUGUGGCUGUGCAAAUUUG